AUGCUCGUUAACCUCUUUAAGUCCCAUAAAGAGCGUCCAGUUGACCCUGUAACGGAAUGCUCAUUCAAUGAUGGGACACCUAGCCCUGAUAAAUCUAGCAUACCAGAGUGUCCAGUCAAGAAUCACAACUCAUCGCAGCUUCGUAGACCUCAAAGCCAUGACGAAGAGAGGAAGACCAAGUUUUACUCAAGGAUUUGCAACAAGGUGAUCAACUCCAUCAAUUCAAGGACUUUCAAAGUGCUAAUGAUACUAGCAGCGGUAUUGAAUGUGCUACAACUGAUAGCCUUCUUCCUCAUUGGGGUUUUGUACCUGCCUAAACGUACUAAGAAAAACCUAAAGAACGAUGAUAUAUACUUCAUGAUGGAUCACGUCGCUGAUAAUUACAUAGACUACGACUUCUUUCUCAACGAAUCUGUUCUUUAG
Zygosaccharomyces rouxii is the source of this 423-nucleotide messenger RNA. RefSeq lists its product as uncharacterized. NCBI's taxonomy places the organism in Eukaryota, Fungi, Ascomycota, Saccharomycetes, Saccharomycetales, Saccharomycetaceae. The coding region runs from base 1 to 423 and encodes 140 amino acids. The transcript has a single exon. The record is from RefSeq and is a predicted model, not a curated record.